Hylaeus anthracinus is the source of this 5899-nucleotide messenger RNA. RefSeq names its product cullin-1 (gene Cul1). Gene Ontology annotation, biological process: SCF-dependent proteasomal ubiquitin-dependent protein catabolic process; protein ubiquitination. The transcript has 15 exons. The record is from RefSeq and is a predicted model, not a curated record. Gene Ontology annotation, molecular function: ubiquitin protein ligase binding. Gene Ontology annotation, cellular component: SCF ubiquitin ligase complex. Lineage: Eukaryota; Metazoa; Arthropoda; Insecta; Hymenoptera; Colletidae. Bases 1075 to 3393 code for a protein of 772 amino acids.
AAUAAAUGCAUCUGUUUCAAUACUGUUCCAUUUUAUUUUCUACAAUGAUAUUCCUAUUGUUCAGACAACACAUGUUUCCUCAUUCUUGUUAAGUUUAAUAUAUUUUUACUUGAGCAGUUGUAGUAAUUAAAAUUAUUAGUAAGAAAAUGUUACCCGAAUAUUGAAUUAAAUAAAAUACAAAUUUCUAGUUAUACAUUAAUCUAUAUGUUAUAUUUAUACAUAUUUCCUAUAAAACUUCAGGCAAAAAUUACACAAGAUAUGUAAAAUAAAAUGCAAGGUCGUUGCUAAAAAUAGAUAUUUAAAUCGUAGAAGAGACAUUUACUAAAAAUUGAUAUUUUACACAAUGAAAAAAACAUGAUUAACAAUUGUUUAAAUUUUCGUCCAUCUAUUUCACAAUCAGUGUAUCCACACCUCAAAAGAAAAAGUGCUGAAUUUUAUCAGAUUGUCAUUGUCACUUUGUGGAAUCGUAACAUCAGAUUUGUUCCUUUACCGUAAACAUUUGUGGUCAAUUUAUCAACUGUAAAAUAAAAAUAUUGCGAUAAAGACGUUAGGAAAAUAAAAAUCGUUUGUGUAAAAUCGAGCGGGAAGAGAAAUAGCCAAAAGGAAUGGCUCGCGAAACCGUUGACGCGUUGUUUCGUUGGUAACAGUGGCACCUAACCUGUCAGAAGUAAAGCAGCAGAUCGCAACCGUGAUCAGUUUUAGGCACGUAACGCAAAAACGUUUUAGGUUCGCGGAUCUGCUGUGUUCCGUCACCGCGAAAAGUAUACAAGUAAUAAGUGGAGGGACAGUGAAAAUUUCUCAUCGAUGUGUAUGUAGAGGAAAGUUAGCGGUGAUCGUUAAAGGUGGCCACCACAUUUUCAUAAGAACUCCCUUGUCCAACCCUGCCUGUUAUGCGGUGGUGAACGUCGACAGUGACGGGUGGUAGUGUUGUAGCACGAAGAUUUGUGAUGUUCCGAUGUUUCCUGACGAAAGAUUCGAGCCGCUACUAACGAUGCGCAUCCUGAUGUAACUACAUCGAGUUUAUUGUAGGAAGUAGUAACAGUGACGCUCACUCGACAAGCGUAUUGAAUUAGGAUGUCAGGGUAUAGAGCUAGUGGAGGAGCUGGGAGUCAUCAAGGAGGUUACCCAGGUCUCAGACAAAUAGAUUUAGAUCAAAUCUGGGGAGACCUCCGUGAGGGUAUCGAACAAGUUUAUAACAGACAAUGUAUGUCUAAACCAAGAUACAUAGAAUUAUACACUCAUGUAUAUGAUUAUUGUACGAGUGUUCAUCAACAAGUAAAUAAAACAUCGAUUAAAAGCAAAAAAGGACAAAUUUCUCAAGGAGGUGCACAGUUAGUUGGUUUGGAGUUAUACAAACGUUUGCGUGAAUUUCUUAGAAAUUAUCUCGUUAGUUUACUGGAGCAUGGAGUGGACUUGAUGGAUGAAGAUGUAUUACAGUUCUAUACAAGGCAGUGGGAAGAGUAUCAGUUUAGUAGUAAAGUUUUACAUGGUGUAUGUGCGUAUCUAAACCGUCACUGGGUACGUAGGGAAUGCGAGGAGGGGCGUAAACAAAUUUAUGAAAUUUAUCAGUUAGCUUUGGUUACAUGGAGAGAAAAUUUGUUCAAGCAUUUAAAUAAACAAGUUACUAAUGCAGUCCUCAAAUUAAUUGAAAGAGAACGCAAUGGGGAAACAAUAAACACACGUUUAGUCAGUGGUGUAAUUAAUUGUUAUGUAGAAUUGGGUUUAAAUGAAGAAGGACAAAAUCUUAUAGUCUAUAAAGAUUCUUUUGAAAAUAUCUUCCUUGAGGACACAGAAAGGUUUUAUACUCGUGAAAGUUCAGAAUUCCUCAGACAAAAUCCGGUUACAGAGUAUAUGAAAAAGGUUGAGCAAAGGUUACUAGAAGAACGAAAACGAGUACAAGUUUACUUACAUCAAACAACUUGUGAAAGAUUAGCAAAAACAUGUGAAAAAGUGUUAAUUGAAAAACAUUUAGACAUAUUUCAUUCUGAAUUUCAAAAUCUUUUGAAUGCUGACAAGAAUGUAGAUUUAGGACGAAUGUAUCAACUGGCAGCAAGAGUACCAAAUGCUCUUGGAGAAUUAAGAAGUCAUUUAGAAAGUCACAUAGCCAACCAAGGACUUGCAGCUAUUGACAAAUGCGGUGAUGCUGCAUCUAAUGAUCCAAAGGUUUAUGUGAAUACAACUCUAGAGGUUCAUAAAAAAUAUAAUGCUUUAGUACUUGUUGCAUUUAAUAAUGAUAGUGGUUUUGUGGCAGCUCUUGAUAAGGCUUGUGGAAGAUUUAUUAAUAAUAAUUCGGUAACUAGAGUAGCAAAUAGCAGCAGUAAGUCACCAGAAUUACUAGCAAAAUAUUGUGAUUUGCUGCUGAAAAAGAGUAGUAAAAAUCCGGAAGAAGCAGAACUUGAAGACACGCUUAAUCAAGUUAUGGUAGUGUUUAAAUAUAUUGAAGACAAAGAUGUAUUCCAAAAGUUUUAUAGUAAAAUGUUGGCAAAACGAUUGGUACAACAUAUGUCAGCCAGUGAUGACGCAGAGGCUUCCAUGAUCUCUAAAUUGAAACAAGCUUGUGGUUUUGAAUACACUUCAAAAUUACAACGAAUGUUCCAGGAUAUUGGAGUGUCCAAGGACCUAAAUGAGCAGUUCAAAAGACAUUUGACAAAUUCUGCAGAGCCAUUGGAUAUAGAUUUCAGUAUACAAGUACUGUCUUCUGGCUCAUGGCCGUUUCAGCAAUCUUUUACUUUUUCAUUACCAACAGAGUUAGAACGAUCUGUACAUAGGUUUACUACUUUCUACAGUUCGCAACAUAGUGGAAGGAAGUUGAAUUGGUUAUACAAUAUGUCUAAAGGAGAAUUACAUACAAAUUGUUUCAAAAACAGAUACACAUUACAAGCAUCCACUUUCCAAAUGGCUAUUUUAUUACAAUUCAAUGGAUCCACAGCAUGGACAAUACAGCAGUUACAUGAUGCUACUAACAUAAAAAUGGAUUUUUUGUUUCAGGUUAUUCAAAUACUUUUGAAAGCUAAGCUGUUGACAGCAGCUACAGAUGACGAAACUGAAUUAACACCACUGACAACAGUGGAACUUUUCGCGGGAUAUAAAAACAAAAAGCUAAGGGUAAAUAUUAAUAUACCAAUGAAAACGGAAUUGAAGGUCGAACAAGAAACGACACAUAAACAUAUAGAAGAAGAUAGAAAACUUUUGAUUCAGGCAGCAAUUGUUAGAAUUAUGAAAAUGAGAAAAGUAUUAAAGCACCAGCAACUGGUAGCUGAAGUAUUGAAUCAAUUAAGCGCUAGGUUUAAACCAAGAGUUCACGUUAUUAAGAAAUGUAUAGAUAUUUUAAUUGAGAAAGAAUAUCUGGAGCGCACAGAGGGUCAAAAGGAUACUUAUAGCUACCUGGCAUGAUCAAGUUGAUGUAGGACAAUGAUACAGCAGCAACCAUAUACGCGAAAGAAAGAUGAUUCUCCACUCUCAUUGCUACAUACUGUCACAAUAUUUAUUUAAGUCUCAUAUUUUGAAUCUCGUAUGUUUUCCUUGUACAUGGAUGCCUUUGUACCAUGUUGUCCCUCUGGUCGCAUUUAGAGUCUGAUUUUUAUAGUAUGUUAAUAAAAUCAUUUCAUAGCCAAAAUGCUAGGUGUGUUACUGUCUGUGUCGUUUUUGACAUAAGUUGAAGGAUAAAUUUUUUACAAUGCAGUAUGAUAUUAUAACAAAAUAAUGAAAUGAAUUUUAUUUUUAAAUUAACAUUAAAAAUUAUAUUCUUGAAAUCAUCAAACUCUAUAGUGAAACGAGACAAAAAUAAGAGACUAAUCGUGACAAAAGUAACAUGAGUAAACAUAUUCUGUGAAUAAAGUACUAUUUAAAAAAAGUUCAGGGUACGCCAUAAGUCAUAUUAACCAAUACUAAUGAAAAACUGUCUUUUCUGAUCAUGUAAUAUAAAAAUGAAAUACAGUUUCAGCUAUUUGUAUUAUAGAAUACGAAACACAUUUUAAAUUCGAGUAAGCACAUAGAUAGUAAUACAUUUUAGCAAUCGUGAAGUUCGGUUAGUGAUCAUAUGUAUAAGGAAUAAAAUUUUAUACCAGUGAAUAAACGAAUCUGCUCUAAUAAUGUAAAAAUUGAGUUGUUCUUUCGGUUAGAGCAGUCUCAAUUUAAAGUUAAUUUUUCUAAUAACUGGAAGAACUUGAAAAAGAACAUAUAAUUAUUGUUUUUAUAGAAUAAUAACUUCUUAUAAGAAUAAUAACUGAACAAUUUGUGACUCUUUAUGUCGAAAUUGUAAAGAGUUAUUUAAAAAAUAUGUAUUGUAUACAUUGUAACUAAAGCUUAGAAAGCUUGUUUCUGCUAUUAAGUGAAAAGAACGUUUAAAGUAUGAUACUAAUGAAUUUUUUCUUUGUUAAUGGUAGAUGUGUUACAUUUUUGAAACAUUAUUCGAAUGGUUUCUUCAAAGUUUUAUCUUUUAGUAAUUAAAACACAUUAGAUGUUCACAGUGCAAUAUAAAACUAAACGGAAAUUUGUGGUAUAGUAUGAUUUUGAAUGCAGGUACAAGCAGUGGCUGAAAUUUGACAUAAGUAACAGAAUAAUAAUUGUUAACGCAUCGAUGCCACUAAUAUUAAGAACAAUAUAGUAAAUCACAGUAUAUACGUGUAUGUAACUCUAAUGCUUGCAAAUGUUAUCACCAUUUUGGUGUUGAGUAAUGGAACUCAACGUGUAAAAAGGCUGAGAUGCAAGUAUCUCGAACUGAAAGUUAUUGUAAUUAUAAACAAAAAGCGAAAAAUGAAAAAAAGUAUAUUAAAACUUCUUUGAGGGUGAGUAACAUCUUGAUAUUUAAUUACAAAAGGAAACUAUUAAAUUAAUGUAUUUUAAUAUAUAAAACGUACUACGAAUUCGAUUGAUGAAGUAUUAAAGUAAAAUUGUCCAAACUAGGUUGUGCAGGAUGUGUUAAGCUGGAGAUGUGAGCAUGUAUAUCACUUUUUUAAUAUUUUACAUCCUUUAAUUAACUCCAUAUGAAAAUUUCUAGAUUCGAUUAUUCCUGUAGGUUUAGGAAACGUACAACGGUACAUUGUUUAAGCUAGAGCAUACCGAAUUUUCUACUGCCGGGAUUGAAUUUUCUAAAAUCCAUGUAUCGUGCAAUGGAGAAUAACAUCGAUGUUUUCUGAAAUGUUUGAACGCUUAAACUUUCACUGUGUGUGCCACAUUAACGUCUUAUGUUCGAAUAAAAUCAAAACGAUCAUCUUACAGGCGCUAACUGUGGAACGUAUUAGUAAUUUGAAUUUUUGUAUAUACAGCUGGGAUUCAUUGUUGUCAAUUUUUAUUUCCCAUGCACAAAAUAGGACUUAUGUGUAAAUAAGUUGAGCAAGUCAUUUAAUGUUGUUUGAAAUAAAAACAUUCAAUUCAUUACAGUUACAAUGGAAAUCAGUCAUACGGCUCAUUGCAAAUUUUUUACUGGAUUCUUUUAAAAUAAAAUGCAAAAUAAAAAUAAGAUUUCAUUCGAAUGCAUGAUUUCCACGGUAACCAUAAAGACACCUUUUAUAUUUCGUUUUAAAACCUCUAUUACAGAUCCUAUUAAUUAUUCAAGUACUAUCACUAUUUUGUAUAGCGCAAUCGAAUAAUUGCUACGAUUAUGCCGUAAUUUAAAAGUAUAUUUAUUUUCAAUAAGAAAAUGUUACAAGUGACUUAUAACAUUAAAAUUAUAGCAUAAAGCUUUGAGUUAAAAAUCAGAUUUCUUAGUUUCAUUACAUUCUGACAAGUAAUAUAUGAUGUAAGGACACAUAAAACACAUUUUCUGUGAAGAGUAUUGUUAAGAAACACAUGUUGUAAAAUAAAAUUGUAUAAAACUUGUGGCUAUGAAAUGGAGUUAUUCCAUCUUUCACAGUGUAUAAAUUGUAGCAGUCAUUCAAUAAAUGUUUUAUAUACAAUU